AUGAACUCAUCAGCUCUUCUACUUAUCGUUGCUUUUGCUUGUUUCGUUGCUACUGAUGCCUUAUUGGGUAUCGGCAGAACCCAAUCUGUUGCUGUUCAAGGAAGAUUAAUCUGUAACGGAAGACCUGCCGGUAACAUCAAAGUCAAGCUCUACGAAAAGGAAACAACUUUCGAUGUAUUGAUGGAUGAAACCAAAACCAACGACAACGGCGAAUUCAGAAUGUCCGGAUCCAAGACAGAAAUCUCAACCAUUGACCCUAAGGUCAAUUUGUACCACAAGUGUAACUACAACGGGCUCUGCUACAAGAAGAUCGGAAUCACCAUCCCAGACUCAUUCGUUAGCAGAGGCGCCAACCCUCAAAAGGUCUACGAUAUUGGAACUUUGAACUUGGCCAAUCAAUACACUGGAGAAUCAAUCGAUUGUAUCAAUUAA
Auanema sp. JU1783 is the source of this 432-nucleotide messenger RNA. Lineage: Eukaryota; Metazoa; Nematoda; Chromadorea; Rhabditida; Rhabditidae. The record is from the annotation of a GenBank genome assembly.